AUGGGAAUGUGUUUCCUGUCUGGUGGUAGUAUACAUCGAGGCGAGUCUGGUAGUGGGCGAGAGCAGUGCUUUUCUUCAGCCACUGCUCAGAUAACUUGCCCUUUCAUGACAUUGUCUUCUACUUCCCUCGCCAUCCCAGCAGCUCUCUACGCAGUUCUUAACCAGAGUGGUUCCAAGGAGAAGGCCCACAGCAUCCUCACUCUCUCUCGUGGCAAAGCAAUCAUUCUUCUCCUGCUUUCCGUACUAUAUGUCGUCUUCCAGCUCCGAACACACAGCAACCUCAUCGACGCCGAGAACCAGAACGAGGGCGGCGAGGAGUCUGAGUCAAAGGAUCCUGAGUCGGAGGAGCCUACUAUUGGACCCAUUGCCGCUAUUACCGUCUUUUAUGUCACUACCGUUCUUGUCGCCGUCUGCGCCGAUUACCUUGUUGAUAGUAUUGACGAUCUUAACGAGAUAACGUUAUCCAGAAUUAGCCGAGAAUUCAUUGAUCUGAUCUUGAUUCCUAUCGUUGGAAAUGCCACAAAGCACGUUACCGCCGUUAUUCUUGCGCUCCGUGACAAGAUGGACCUCACCAUGGAUGUUGUCGCUGGCUCUUCGAUCCAAAUUGCACUCCUGGUUGCUCCCUUCCUCGUCUUUGUUGGCUGGAUCAUUGGCAUUGAGAUGACUCUUCACUUUGAGACGUUUCAAACUGCCGCCUUCGCAGUGUCUGUCCUCGUCGCCACAUGCACCAUUUGGGAUGGGAAGUCCAACUAUCUCAAGGGUGCUAUACUUAUAGGUCUUUAUGUCAUCAUCGCCUUGGCUUUUUACGUUACUCCUUCUGAUGAUAUGAAACCAAUCAAAUGA
Fusarium mangiferae is the source of this 843-nucleotide messenger RNA. RefSeq lists its product as uncharacterized. NCBI's taxonomy places the organism in Eukaryota, Fungi, Ascomycota, Sordariomycetes, Hypocreales, Nectriaceae. The transcript has 3 exons. Gene Ontology annotation, cellular component: fungal-type vacuole membrane. The coding region runs from base 1 to 843 and encodes 280 amino acids. Gene Ontology annotation, molecular function: calcium:proton antiporter activity. Gene Ontology annotation, biological process: intracellular calcium ion homeostasis; calcium ion transmembrane transport. The record is from RefSeq and is a predicted model, not a curated record.